Messenger RNA from Sipha flava (yellow sugarcane aphid), 598 nucleotides. Its product is annotated as thyroid transcription factor 1-associated protein 26. Bases 81 to 539 code for a protein of 152 amino acids. NCBI's taxonomy places the organism in Eukaryota, Metazoa, Arthropoda, Insecta, Hemiptera, Aphididae. The transcript has 3 exons. The record is from RefSeq and is a predicted model, not a curated record.
GAAUGCAUGAUAUCCCAAAUAUAACCUAAUGCCAGAAAACAAUCGUUAAAUGGUUUUUAUUGUUUUGGAUUUUAUCAAUUAUGUCGUCAAAAAUUGAAACGUCGAAAAAACCUUUCGACAAGAAGAAAUGGCGUACCAAAAAAUAUAGUAAAAAACACAAAUUUCAAGAAUGGGACGAGCGUCGCAAAAAAGCAAUUAUUCGUGACUACUACAAAGAUUUAAACAAAUCUGGCGUAGAAAGACCUUUAGAUACAUCAAUCAAUGAUGAUACCAUUCCUAUUCGACAAUUAAAAAGAUUAAACCCACAUAAAGAAGCACAAGAGCGUUACAAACAAAUCCUAGAGGAAAAGAAAGCUAGACGUUUUGAAGCAUCAAAAAAAAAGGAAGAAAUUCGUCAGGCAUUAGAAGAAUAUAAAAAAAAGAAGAUUUACAGAAAUAAAAAACUUGGUAAAAAAACAAAAAAAGGUCAACCAGUUAUGAAAGAAAGAUUAGAAUUAUUGUUAGAAAAAAUACAAGCAAGUGUUAGCAAUAAUGUCUAAAUUUUUUUUUUAAUAUUUAUUUGUUCUUUAAUUAUUUGAAAUAAAAUUCUUGUAAUUGA